AAGGGGCAAACACGCAUCGGUCGCCUUUUUUUAUCUUCAAGAAAACCCUAAUCUAAUAAUCUCAAGCAACACUCGACUAAAAAGGCAGCCUUUUCAAUUAGUUUUCUUCAAUUGAAUUUGAUUCUCUUGGCUCCGAUUUAAAUACUCUAUUAAGAAAACAUGACGGACGAUAAUGUGAGUAACGAUUUGAAGGACGAGGUCCCGGAACUUGCGCCUUUCGAUCCUACCAAGAAGAAGAAAAAGAAGAAGGUUGUAAUGCAGGAUAUUGUAGAUGACUCUGUAAAUAAGCUUGCUGAGAAAACUGAAAAUUUGUCAGUCUCUGAUGGGAUUGAUAGUGCUUUUACUGGUUUGAAAAAGAAGAAGAAGAAACCUGUAGAAACCAGUAUUUUGGAUGAAGAGACCCCUGAUGCAGGGGAAGAGUUGGAUGAUCAUGUAGGAGAGGAGGAGGAAGGAGAAGGACUUGUGGUGCAACAACAGCUUUAUCCAUGGGAGGGGACUGACCGUGACUAUGAGUAUGAGGAGCUCCUUGGUAGGGUUUUCAACAUUUUGCGUGAGAACAAUCCAGAGCUUGCUGGAGAUAGGCGGAGAACUGUAAUGCGGCCUCCACAGGUGCUUCGCGAGGGGACAAAGAAGACUGUUUUUGUGAAUUUCAUGGAUCUCUGCAAGACAAUGCACCGGCAACCAGACCAUGUUAUGGCCUUCUUACUGGCUGAGUUGGGAACAAGUGGAUCUCUGGAUGGACAGCAAAGGUUAGUUGUGAAGGGAAGAUUUGCUCCUAAAAAUUUCGAGGGGAUUUUGCGAAGAUAUAUCAAUGAGUAUGUCAUUUGCCUUGGUUGCAAAAGUCCAGACACGAUUCUAUCAAAGGAGAACCGUCUCUUUUUCCUCCGCUGCGAAAAGUGUGGUUCUGGACGAUCAGUUGCCCCAAUUAAAGCUGGUUUUGUUGCCCGUGUUGGCCGCAGAAAUGCUGGGACAUGAGUUUCUAGAUCUCAGAUCUGAGCUGUGUUGCUGGAUUAGCAGUAUAAUUAGUAAUUUAUGGUAUACGAGAAAGACUUGUAAAAGUAAGAUGCUGUUUUGCAGCAGUUCUCUUACAGAGUUAAUUUUCUUUAUCUCUUAAAAGUUUUUUUGAAAUUGUAUUUCGAAGAAACAAUAUUGGUUUUGGUCAAUCCACCAUCUUUUCAA
Messenger RNA from Mercurialis annua (annual mercury), 1179 nucleotides. Its product is annotated as eukaryotic translation initiation factor 2 subunit beta. Gene Ontology annotation, biological process: formation of cytoplasmic translation initiation complex; formation of translation preinitiation complex; translational initiation. Gene Ontology annotation, molecular function: translation initiation factor binding; mRNA binding; translation initiation factor activity. Lineage: Eukaryota; Viridiplantae; Streptophyta; Magnoliopsida; Malpighiales; Euphorbiaceae. The record is from RefSeq and is a predicted model, not a curated record. Gene Ontology annotation, cellular component: eukaryotic translation initiation factor 2 complex. Bases 160 to 975 code for a protein of 271 amino acids. The transcript has 10 exons.